Kogia breviceps (pygmy sperm whale) is the source of this 3467-nucleotide messenger RNA. It is a transcript of the gene PRDM15, whose product is annotated as PR/SET domain 15. Gene Ontology annotation, biological process: regulation of transcription by RNA polymerase II. Gene Ontology annotation, molecular function: RNA polymerase II cis-regulatory region sequence-specific DNA binding; DNA-binding transcription factor activity, RNA polymerase II-specific; protein binding. The record is from RefSeq and is a predicted model, not a curated record. Lineage: Eukaryota; Metazoa; Chordata; Mammalia; Artiodactyla; Physeteridae.
CCUGUGGCCCAAAGCUGAUCACUAACGCAGCGCUCUGUCCUGACAGGUGGCGGCGAUGGCUGAAGACGGGAACGAGGAGAUCAUGUUCAUCUGGUGUGAAGACUGCAGCCAGUACCACGACUCUGAAUGUCCCGAGCUGGGUCCAGUGGUCAUGGUCAAAGACUCCUUUGUGUUAAGCAGGGCAAGGUCGUCCCUUCCCUCCAACCUGGAGAUCAGACGCCUGGAAGAUGGAGCCGAGGGGGUGUUUGCUGUGACCCAGCUCGUCAAGCGCACGCAGUUUGGCCCAUUUGAGUCGAGGAGAGUCGCCAAGUGGGAGAAGGAGUCUGCGUUUCCAUUGAAGGUGUUCCAGAAGGACGGGCACCCCGUGUGCUUCGACACCUCCAACGAGGACGACUGCAAUUGGAUGAUGCUGGUGCGGCCGGCGGCGGAGCCCGGGCACCAGAACCUCACGGCCUUCCAGCACGGCAGCGACGUGUACUUCACCACCUCGCGUGACAUCCCCCCGGGCACCGAGCUGCGCGUGUGGUACGCGGCCUUCUAUGCCAAGAGGAUGGACAAGCCCAUGCUGAGGCAGGCCUGCCCUGGGCUCCACGCUGCAGGCACCCCAGAGAGCAGCACGCCAGUGGAGGCGGAACCCAGCCGGUGGGUGUGCAAGGUGUGUUCGGCCACCUUCCUUGAGCUGCAGCUGCUGAAUGAGCACCUGUUGGGCCAUUUGGAACAAUCCAAAAGCGCCCCCCCAGCCGGCCAGCAGGAUUCGGCUGCGGAGAAGGAAGCAGACGUGCCCCGGGGGGAGCCUCCCGCAGUUCCCGAGAGCGUCAGCGCCACCAAAGAGCAGAAGAAAAAGCCUCGAAGGGGGAGAAAACCCAAAGCAUCCAAACCAGAGCGGCCUCUAGUCAUUGUUGAAGGCAAGGAGCCCGCAGAGCAAGUGGCCGAGAUCAUGAGCGAGGUCGAGCCUGUGGCUGCGUCGCCGGACGAACGGAUCAUGGAGCUGGUCCUGGGGAAGCUGGCCGCCACCCCCAGCGACGCAAGCUCAGUGCCAAAGUUCCCCCACCACCAGAGCAGCAGCUUCACCCUCAAGAGGAGCCUGAUUCUCUCGAGCCGCCACGGCGUCCGGCGGAAGCUGGUCCGGCAGCUGGGGGAGCACAGGCGGGUCUACCAGUGCAGCAUCUGCAGCAAGAUCUUCCAGAACAGCAGCAACCUGAGCCGGCACGUGCGCUCCCACGGCGACAAGCUGUUUAAAUGCGAGGAAUGCACCAAGCUGUUCAGCCGCAAGGAGAGUCUGAAGCAGCACGUCUCUUACAAGCACAGCAGGAACGAGGUGGACGGCGAGUACAGGUACCGGUGCGGCACCUGCGAGAAGACCUUCCGCAUCCAGAGCGCGCUGGAGUUUCACAACUGCCGGACAGAUGAUAAGACGUUCCAAUGUGAGAUGUGUUUCAGAUUCUUCUCCACCAACAGCAACCUUUCCAAGCACAAGAAGAAGCACGGGGACAAGAAGUUUGCCUGUGAAGUCUGCAACAAAAUGUUCUACCGCAAGGAUGUCAUGCUGGACCACCAGAGGAGGCACCUGGAAGGAGUGCGGCGGGUGAAGAGGGAAGACGUGGAGGCCGGCGGCGGCGAGAACCUGGUGCGCUACAGGAAGGAGCCGUCGGGAUGCCCGGUGUGCGGCAAGGUGUUCUCCUGCAGGAGCAACAUGAACAAGCACCUGCUGACCCAUGGCGACAAGAAGUACACCUGCGAGAUCUGCGGGCGCAAGUUCUUCCGCGUGGACGUGCUGCGGGAUCACAUCCACGUGCACUUUAAGGACAUCGCGCUGAUGGACGACCACCAGAGAGAGGAGUUCAUCGGCAAAAUUGGGAUCUCCUCGGAAGAAAACGACGACAAUUCCGACGAGAGUGCGGACUCGGAGCCUCACAAGUACAGCUGCAAGAGGUGUCAGCUCACCUUCGGCCGCGGGAAGGAGUACCUGAAGCACAUCAUGGAGGUGCACAAGGAGAAGGGCUACGGCUGCAGCAUCUGCCACCGGCGCUUCGCCCUGAAGGCCACCUACCACGCCCACAUGGUCAUCCACCGCGAGAACCUGCCUGACCCCAACGUGCAGAAGUACAUCCACCCAUGCGAGAUCUGCGGGCGCAUCUUCAACAGCAUCGGGAACUUGGAGCGACACAAACUCAUCCACACAGGUGUGAAAAGCCACGCCUGUGAGCAGUGUGGAAAGUCCUUUGCCAGGAAGGACAUGCUAAAGGAGCACAUGCGCGUGCACGACAACAUCCGCGAGUACCUGUGCGCCGAGUGUGGGAAAGGCAUGAAGACCAAGCACGCGCUGCGCCACCACAUGAAGCUGCACAAGGGCAUCAAGGAGUACGAGUGCAGGGAGUGCCACCGCAAGUUCGCGCAGAAGGUCAACAUGCUCAAGCACUACAAGCGUCACACAGGGAUUAAAGAUUUCAUGUGCGAGCUGUGCGGAAAAACUUUCAGUGAGAGAAACACGAUGGAGACGCACAAGCUGAUCCACACGGUGGGCAAGCAGUGGACGUGCUCCGUGUGCGACAAGAAGUACGUCACCGAGUACAUGCUGCAGAAACACGUGCAACUCACCCACGACAAGGUGGAGGCCCAGAGCUGCCAGCUGUGCGGGACCAAGGUGUCCACCAGGGCUUCCAUGAGCAGGCACAUGCGGCGCAAGCACCCCGAGGUCCUGGCCGUGAGGAUCGACGACCUGGACCACCUGCCCGAGACCACCACCGUCGACGCCUCCUCCAUCGGAAUCGUCCAGCCUGAGCUGAGUCUGGAGCAGGAGGACCUGGCGGAAGGGAAGCACGUGAAGGCCGCCAGGAGGACCCACAAGAGGAAGCAGAAGCCAGAGGAGGAGGCCGGGGCGCCGGGGCCCGAGGAGGCCGCCUUCAGCGAGUUCUCGGAGAAGGAGGCCACGUUCUCGGGCGGCGGCGGGGACGAGACCAACUCCGCCGUGCAGAGCAUCCAGCAGGUGGUGGUGACGCUGGGCGACCCCAACGUGACCACCCCGUCGAGCUCCGUCGGCCUGACCAACAUCACCGUGACCCCCAUCACCACCUCGGCCGGGACUCAGUUUACCAACCUCCAGCCGGUGGCCGUCGGGCACCUGACCACCCCGGAGCGCCAGCUGCAGCUGGACAACUCCAUCCUGACCGUGACCUUUGACACCGUCAGCGGCUCUGCCAUGCUGCACAACCGCCAGAGCGACCUGCAGAUCCACCCCCAGCCGGAAGCCUCGAAUCCGCAGUCGGUGGCCCACUUCAUCAACCUGACCACCCUGGUCAACUCGAUCGCGCCCCUGGGGGGCCAGCUUGGCGAGCAGCCCCCGCUCACCUGGCGGGCGGUGCCCCAGACAGACGUGCUGCCGGCCCCGGCCCCCGCCCCGCAGGCCGCCCAGCCCCCGGCGCCGGCCGAGCAGCAGCCGCAGAUGUACAGCUACUGAGACACCUCGC